UCUGCGCAAUCUUCCCCUUUCCCCCGCCUGCGCUGAAAGAUAAGUUCUUGAGGCGGGGAGAAGCCUGCUCGCCUCCGCUGCUGCAGCACAGCUCGUCUUCUCCUGGAAGUUAGGAAAUUAUGUCUGUUUAAAGGGAAUCCAGAGUCUAGUGUUGAGCUGUCUGGGCUCCAUGUCUAAGUGGGAGCCAGUCACAUUUGAGGAAUCUCUUUGCUUUGUCAAGAAAGUUAAGGCUCGUGACUACGUGUUGUACUUGUCGCUGCUUGAUGUGCUCAGUCGAAAUGAGCGAAUCCCCCUGGAAGCUUACAGCGAGCUUUCGCUGCUUUUCCAGGAUCACGACGAUCUACUGGAGGAGCUAGCAAAAUUCAGACCCCUGCCUGCUCCAAGCACCGUCUAUAGCCACAGCUCAAUCUGGCUGCUCCUCUUCCUAAUGCCCUUUCUUGUCCUAAGCCUUCUCUGGAAGUGCUUCCUUCUUCAACAGCCAGUUGAAAGCUGAAUAUAAUGAUCAGGUGUGCAAUCUGUCAAAGAAACGAACUGCUGCCAUGUUAAAAGCUUGCAUCGUCAUGGUGAUAUCUUGCUGUUUAUAUUGGAGAUAUCUCCCGUGUACUGAUGCAACGGAAUAGCCUCUUGUUUGUGAUGAGAGAUUGGAAUAGCGUUAAUGCAGGAUAAACAGGAUUGUUUGGACUUGCUGAAGACAAACAUUGAUAUGCAGGAGAUGAGAUGAACUGUUUACCAAAUAAUUAGAGCAUUUUUACCAUCAA
Messenger RNA from Oryza brachyantha (malo sina), 758 nucleotides. Its product is annotated as paired amphipathic helix protein Sin3-like 2. Gene Ontology annotation, biological process: regulation of DNA-templated transcription. The record is from RefSeq and is a predicted model, not a curated record. The coding region runs from base 170 to 493 and encodes 107 amino acids. NCBI's taxonomy places the organism in Eukaryota, Viridiplantae, Streptophyta, Magnoliopsida, Poales, Poaceae. The transcript is spliced from 4 exons.